Stereum hirsutum FP-91666 SS1 is the source of this 2184-nucleotide messenger RNA. RefSeq names its product alcohol oxidase. NCBI's taxonomy places the organism in Eukaryota, Fungi, Basidiomycota, Agaricomycetes, Russulales, Stereaceae. The transcript is spliced from 21 exons. The coding region runs from base 240 to 2039 and encodes 599 amino acids. The record is from RefSeq and is a predicted model, not a curated record. Gene Ontology annotation, molecular function: flavin adenine dinucleotide binding; oxidoreductase activity, acting on CH-OH group of donors.
GCCAGCCUCAAAGGGCAUCUCUGACUCGCCUAAACUCCAUUUGCAGAGUGCUGAAGCGAGCUGAGACCAAGGUCACUGUCAGCAUUGCUGAUCUAGGGUAUCGUCCUUGCCUUCUGCCGCGGGAUCUAGAAUUCCUUGAAUUCUUCUAAAAACGCCUACAUCUACGACUGACGCCCUGGACGACAUCUGAGAACGAACAUCCAUCAUCUCACCACAGACCUCUCUAUCUUCGACAAAGCAUGGCUCCUGUUUCUACAAGCGACUUUCUCUCCAGCGAAUUCGAUUACCUAGUCCUUGGUGCAGGUACCGCGGGGCUAGCUGUCGCCGCAAGGUUAUCUGAGGAUCCCAAUGUUCGCGUCGGGGUCAUCGAGGCCGGUGAGCUCGUGGUUGACAGGCCUGAGGUCAACAUUCCUGGUAUGGUCGGAAGAGCGGUUGGAUCAGACCUGGAUUGGAAGUUCGAGACGAUACCGCAGGAGAAUGCUAAUAAUCGAGUGAUAAGACAGCCUCGCGGGAAAGUCGUCGGGGGAACAUCUGCUUUGAACUUCGAGGCUUGGGGAAGGGCGUCGGCAGCGGAAUAUGAUGCGUAUGAGGUUCUUGGGAAUGAAGGCUGGAACUGGCCUGAAUUCCUCAAAUACUUGAAGAAGGCAGAGACGUUCACUCCACCACCUCCUGAGAUCGCAAAGCAGCAUCACGUUAAUUAUGAAGCCCAGUACCACGGCACUGACGGACCUAUCCAGAUGACGUUCCCCGUUUGGUUCAAUGAUUUGCAUCUCCCAUUCUUAGAAGCGAGUGCUGCGCGCGGUAUCCCUUAUAACUCGGACAACGGAGACGGGAAGAACAACGGAUCGUUCACUGGAACAUUCUGCAUCGAUCCUCGCACUGGUACCCGCAGCUACUCGACUACUGGCUACUACCUUCCCAAUGCCGAGCGGAAGAACUUGGUUCUGCUUACCGGAGCUCACAUCACCAGGAUCUUGUUUGAAGACACUCAGGGUUCGGAUGUCGUCGCUACCGGCGUGGAGUUCCUGAAGGACGGUCAGACGCUUGUCGCAAAGGCAAAGCGAGAGGUCGUUCUCUGCGCAGGAACCCAUCAGACUCCCCAGAUCCUCGAGCUCUCAGGUAUCGGGAAGUCUGAGAUCCUGAAGAAACACGGUAUCAAGCAGAUUGUGGACCUUCCUGUAGGCGAGGGCCUUCAGGAUCACGUUUGGGUUCACUUCAUCUUCGAGAUUUCGAAGGACAUCUUCACUCUGGAAUCCUUGAGGGAGUCUCCUGAGGUUCUUGGCGAAAUCAUGCGCACAUACAAAGAAGAGAAGAAGGGCAUGAUGGCUUCGGUGUUUUCAGCCUAUUCUUUCGCGCCACUCUCAUCUGUGAUGACUCCCUCCGAGCUUGAAGCACAUGGUAAUGAGAUCGUCAAUGGAGAUUCGUUCUCUAAGACUCCUUUCGGAAGGAAGUAUGCUUCCCUUUACAAGGAUUGGGCGCACGACGACGGUCAUGCUCAGCUCGAGGUUCUCCAAACUCCCGGUUUCCUCACCCGUGUCGACCUCAAACCCAAGCCAGAUACUCAUUACAAUACGUUCAUGGCCGGCCUCCUGCAGCCCCUCUCCCGUGGCUCCGUCCACAUCGGCUCCUCUGACCCCCUUGCACCUCCCGUCAUUGACCCUGCCUUCCUUAAGAACCCGCUUGACCUUAAACUGCUUGUCAAGAUCGUCAAGCUCUGUCGCGACAUCAUGAAUUCUGAUGCUUACAAGGCUGCGAACCCCGUUGCCUACGAUCCACCGAAUGAGAUGCAGAGCGAUGAAGAGUUGGAGGAGUUUGUGCGGAAGACGGCGAAUCCUUUCUUCCAUCCGGUGGGAACAGCGAGUAUGCUGCCCAAAGAAGAUGGUGGCGUCGUGGAUAAGACGUUGAAAGUCUAUGGGACGAAGAACUUGCGCGUGGUCGACGCUUCUGUGAUGCCCUUCGUGUUAUCUUGUCACAUCCAGUCGACCAUAUACGCGAUCGCCGAGAAGGCUGCCGACAUUAUCAAAGCAGCAAACGCCUGAGGAGGAGGUUGUGUUGAUUUAGGGCGGACAUGAGAUGCAUCACAUCUCCAUCUCCAAACAAUGUCUCUGUACUAUCUUUGUGUACGAUACGAAUUUUUACGAUGCGGCCGACGCAUCACCAAAUGGAAGCAAGUAUUCUGCGCCA